CGGCCAGGGCAGCUGUUUCGUUUCAGGGGUGCCCAGAGCUACCUAAAAUGCACCCACAGCCAGGGAAACACGCUUGCGCCACCUGAAGCUGAAAAAACAAGGCUGGGACGCUCGCCCAGCGGCCCCCUAAACCGAACCCUCCAGACCUGACCCACCUUCGCGUAGUGCCGGUCCACUCACCAAUCAGAGGGAGGCUUGAACACCGGGGCGGGACAACAAGAGGAUCAUGUCCAAUGAGGAGUCGGCUCCCGGUCGCCUCAGGUCUGAGUGUUUCAGAAUCCUUACUGGAGAAUUGAGAGGAGGUGAUGGGCUUGGCCAAUCAGAUGGGGUGACUCAACAUUUGUGACCGGCAGCCAAUCGCAAGGGCGGUCGCAUCCGACUCGCCGCGCCCACGCUUCCCGCGUUUCCCCUAACCCUAGAGUCGCCGGCCGGUUUGCCACUGAAGUUGGGACGCUCGCAGUCCUCUCCUCACGGUCUUGCCGCAGACACCGCUGCAGUGCAGGUGUCUGGGUGGAGCAUGGCGAAUUCGGGCUGUGAGGACCUCCGGGGCCAGGAGGGGGAGAGUUUUCUGUACUUCGCCUACGGUAGCAAUCUGCUGACCGAGCGGAUCCACCUCCGAAACCCGUCAGCCGUGUUCUGCUGCGUGGCCCGCCUGCAGGAUUUUAAGCUUGACUUUGGCAAUUCCCAAGGCAAAACAAGUGAAACUUGGCAUGGAGGUAUAGCCACCAUUUUUCAAAGUCCUGGCGAUGAAGUAUGGGGAGUAGUAUGGAAAAUGAACAAAAGCAAUUUAAGUUCUCUGGAUGAGCAAGAAGGAGUUAAAAGUGGAACAUAUGUCCCAAUAGAAGUUAAUGUUUAUACUCAAGAAGGAAAAGAAAUAACUUGUCGAAGUUAUCAGAUGAAAAAUUAUGAGAGUGCUCCCCCAUCUCCCCAGUAUAAAAAGGUCAUUUGCCUAGGUGCAAAAGAAAAUAGUUUGCCACUGGAGUAUCAAAAGAAGUUAAAUGCAAUAGAACCAAAUGACUACAAAGGAGAAGUCUCAGAAGAAAUUGAAGACAUUAUCAAAAAGGGAGAAACAAAAACUCACUAGAACAUAACAGAAUAGAUCUACAGAUAUUUUCUGUAUGUGCUAAUAUAUUUUUAACGUUUAGAACAGGAAUCUGAGGUAUCUCUGUGUUCAACAGUGCUCUGAAAGGAUAUCUUACUAAGGUGAUUCCUUGUUUUCAGACUAUAAAAAGAAACUAGGUUAGGAAUUAGAUGAUUGAAAAGGGGGCCGGGAGGCACUGGAAUGCAUGACAAAUGGAUGCAGGUACUCCUAUGAACAAAGUUAUUUUCUGCAUUUGAGUGUAUCCUUGCUCUGUGACAAAGGAGAGAUUUGCAAUUUAAUGAUCGUGCUGGUGAAUUGCUCUGCUCUGGGAUUUUUUUUUAUCAGCUUAGUAAAGAGCGAGCAAACUGCAGAGACAGCUGAUGAUAAUUUUUUUUUUUUUAAUUUAAAAGUGGCAUACUGUUCGUAGAGAAAUAAAUGUAUUUGUGGUUGAACCUGUA
Molecule: messenger RNA, 1539 nt
Organism: Leopardus geoffroyi (Geoffroy's cat)
Lineage: Eukaryota; Metazoa; Chordata; Mammalia; Carnivora; Felidae
Gene: GGCT
Product: gamma-glutamylcyclotransferase
Exons: 4
Coding region: 518-1084 (188 amino acids)
Molecular function (GO): gamma-glutamylcyclotransferase activity
Source: RefSeq, a predicted model, not a curated record